AUGGAACAGAGUCACGUCAGGAAAAGGUGUGGUGAAGCAAAUGCCAGGGUCCAGACAAGGCUUCAAGCGGGACGGGGUGCGCCAGGAGUAGAAGUCGAGAGAGAGCAAGUCAGGAGAAACGCGGAGAGGGAGUCCGUCAAGCAGGAGGUGAAUGAGGACCGAGUGUACGAUUUGGCUGAUGACAAAAAUAACCUGGCCCGGCUGUUCCAGUGCGAAAACUAUUCUGCACUAGCCACAUUAUUGUUAUCAAAUGCUGCUCUGGAUGGCCAACAGCAUCCUGAAGUCAACAGAGAAUCUGUUCGCCGAUACGACGCGCAGCAUCCUGAAGUCAACAGAGAUGCUGUCCGCCGUUAUAGCCUACAACAUCCUGAGGUAAACAGAGAUGCUGUACACCGUUACAGUCAACAGCAUCCUGAAGUCCACAGAGAAGCUGUACACCGUUACAGUCAACAGCAUCCUGAAGUCCACAGAGAAGCUGUUCAUAGCUACGACAAACAAAACGCGGAUGCACGUCGCAAAAGACUUCAAGGAUUUCGUUGCAUUAAUCCUAAGUUAACUGAACUUCGUCAUUUACCAAUUUCACUUGCUCGACUCAUCGUUGCCCACGGGCCAAUGGCACAUUGGAGUGGUGUUUUGUUAUAUAACGUUAACAGCUAUAGACUGAAGAGAACUAGUCUCUGGGAUGAUGACGUCUUUAUCUGCCCUCACUGCCAAGCACCUCUGUUCGAGGAAGAAGAGGAUAGAAAGAAAUGGUGUUGCGGCGAAGGGGCCUACAAUGGAAUGGUAAGAGAGGUUGAGAGUGGGGACUAUCUUAGUACUGACCAUAUGGAUAGGUUCGGAAGCAUACUGGAUGAAAACACUGAGUAUCAUCCUGUAAGCUGUUUGGCCAUUGAUGCAAUGGAAGGUGUUUCGGCUGUCGCUACACCUCACAUACAAAUUCUGUUCUCGGGGAAGAUCGACGCCAGUUCUAUCGGUCAUUGGAUUGUGGUCUUCCACGAUGGCAGUAAUUUGUAUGUGUACGACAGUCUGAACAGUGCCCACCUCACUGCAGACCAAACUAAGCUGCUCUCCCUUCUGUUCCCGGACCUAUCCAUCGUUCCAGCAUUUAUUCCCGUCCAAAGGCAAGAAAACGGUUUUGACUGCGGCGUAUUCGCCAUUGCUAAUGCUACUUCACUUGCCCUUGGCCGGGACCCAGCCAAACUGCGCUAUGAUAUACCAUCAAUGCGCCCCCAUUUGGCUGAAAUGCUGCGCACGGGUAGACUGGAUAUGUUCCCUACGCUAUCAGUGUCCUCUCCUCCUGAGCUAAUAAUCAAAGAUCCUAAUUCUACUUGUUUAAGCAUUGUCGAAUCUUUACCGCCAUUAGAAAUAAGUACCAUGUCCGUCUGUGCUCCAGUUAAAAAGGGGCCGGGUAGACCUAAAAAAGUGAAACGUGGCCGCCCUAAAACUCUUUCAACCACUAAGGAGGAGCAGAUAAAAAAUUCAAAGAAAAAGUACUCCUCAAACAAUCCUCAAGUCAACAGGGAUGCUGUUCAACGUUACACUGAGCAGCACCCUCAGGUCCACCGAGAUGCUGUCCAGCGUUACACUGAGCAACAUCCUCAGGUCCAUCGAGAUGCUGUUCAGCGCUACACUGAGCAGCAUCCUGAAGUUCACAGGGGUGCUGUUCAGCGUUAUACAGAAAAACAUCCUGACACAAAUUUACAAAAAUGUCCUCAUUGUCAUGCAAGGCUGUUCGAUGAAGAGAAGGAUAGGAAGAAAUGGUGUUGCGGUGAGGGAUCUUAUAAAGUCCAUAAUUUACCUCCUCUGGACGCCAGUUUCUAUUCUAACCGUCUGUUCAUCGAACGAGCCCGUGCCUACAAUGACUUGUUUGCCUUCUGCGCUCUCGAGGUGACUGGGGGGUACCGUCAUCCUUCAGGCCUCGCCUUCUUUAAGAUCGAAGGUAAGAUGUACCACCAGGUUCACAGUCUGGACGCUCCAGGUCAAAAGUUUAGGACCAAGGGAGGUGAUGUCCAGUUUGUGAACCGGUGCCGCCUGUACAUAGAUGAUGGCGAGGAGCGCAAAAACAUUGCCAUGGGUAGAUCAUUGAACUCAGAAGUCAUUGAUGAAAUUAAUACAUAUCUUCUUUCCUGUAAUCCUUUCAUCAAUGAUUUCCGUAGAUUGAGUGAUGAGCCUUCAGUCAACGCUCAUUUGGAAUUUGAAGUGACCAGCAGAUCUACCCAUGGCCCUGUUCUUGGAGAUAGGCAAACAGGCAUUGAAGUGCACGCUGUAUUGAGCAAUGAAGACACCAUAACUGAUCCAAGAAAAUUGACCAUCUGGAAGAAGAGUGAUAGGCGUCCGUCUUCCGUUGACCUCUUUAGCCCCUUAAUGGAGCCUUUCCAAUAUCCGUUGCUCUAUCCUCAAGGUAAUUUAGGGUGGCAUAUUGGGCGCUUAGACAACCACGGGGGGAAACUUUCACAAUACAAUUACUCUAGAUGUCUCCUCCUCUCCGAUCCCCGUUUCUCGCAUUUCGGCAGGCUGUCUCAAGCAUGGCAGGUCGAGAUGUUCGCGAGGUACGAGGAGGAGCGUCUAAGAUUUAUUCGUUUCUCCCAAACGCGUUCUGCUGCUCAAAAUUCCUUGAGGAUAGGACCACUGGACGAGCUCCUUGAAGCUCAACGGGGUAGGCAAGCUGGUGGGCAGGUUUUAGGCGACAUCACCCGCGAUGAAACAGUCUUGGGUGAGGGUGGGGUGCAGGCUGGAAAAGUUUACCUCCCAAGUUCGUUUACCGGUGGACCCAGAUACAUGAAGGUACAUUACGAGAACGCAAUGGGCCUUGUGUCUCGUCUGGGUUCACCUACGUUUUUCCUGACGUUCACCUUCAGUGCUACUUGGGAGGAAAACAAGAAGGCCUGCCCUCACAACAGCGGGCGCAGUGACCCCUCAACAGCCUGCAGAAUCUUCCAGAUUAAACUUGGCGAACUCCUCCGAGAUCUGCGCAGCGGAGCAAUGUUUAGCCGUCCGGCACGUGACAUUGACUCCGUAAUACGCGCAGACAUCCCUUCGGAGGAGGAAGCCGCUGGAAGACUCAGGAAGUUGGUGCUGAAACACAUGAUUCAUGGUCCAUGUGGUACUGACCACCGCACCGACUUCCUGUGCUGGGACUCUGCAAAGGGGCACUGCAACAAGUUCUACCCCAAGCCUGCCUGCCAAACCACCCACGUGGACGAGAGGGGGUUCGUCCAAUACAAACGAGACUACACAAACGAAGGCUUUAUCACAUCACGGAGGAGACAGAUCAAAGUGCAUGAUGGCUGGGUCGUUCCGUACAAUUCCGCAUUACUGCUCAAAUACGAGGCGCACAUAAACUUGGAGCUUGCUUCUACUCGUCGCGUAAUCAAGUACCUCUUUAAGUACCUCAUGAAAGGCGGUUCUCUCCAGAACGUAACCGUCACUCCCCUGGGGAAACAAGAGGAUGAGGUCGAGCAUUACGUGACGAAGAGAAUGGUGGGUGCCAGCGACGCAUGCUGGCGUCUUCUCGACUUUCCUGUGUCAAAGCUCGAGCCCACCGUUGAGUGUCUUCCCGUGCAUUUAGAGGGCAAACAAAGUGUUGUCUUUCGGCCGAGACAGCUCUCUGAUGCAGUCACUCAAGCAAGCUCCAAGCUUAUGGUCUACUUCAAUCGCCCGCACCAUGAAACUUUUGACAAUGUCACGUACCAGACAUUUUACGAGAAGUUCAUGGUGCACACUAAGCGCCCACGUACUGCGGAAUUGUACGAACACCCCGAUGGCCAUCACUUUGUAACGACUCGCCAGCGUGGUGAGAAGGUAUGUAGGUUGAUGUGGGUCUCUCCCAACCGAGGAGAACAAUACUACCUUCGUAUUCUACUUAUGUCUACACCUUGCCGUGGUUACGUUGAUCUUCUGGCUCGUGGCGGUCCUGGUUGCCGGACGUUUCAGGACGUAGCCCGCAAUCUCGGCCUGGUGGAAGACGAAGAAGAAUACAAUCACGCGCUGCGCGAGGCAUCUACGUUUAUGACUGGACCUAGGCUCCGUUCCUUCUUCGUGAUCCUCUGCAACAUGGGAGCUCCCGCUGCUCUUCUGUGGGAGUCUUUCAAGAACCACCUUAGCGAGGAUCACUUAGAAAGGAACCCUCUCGACCCUGAACUGGCGGUGAAACUUACCUUGAUAGACAUCGAUCGGAGCCUCCGCCAGCAGGGAUCGUGCUUGAAAGAUCAUGGACUCCCCUACGUCGAGGAUGACACGACUGAGUUAGGUAGAGAGCUACUCAACUACGGCGAGAACCUCCAGCGAACCAUCGUUGAGGACUGGGUGCCCAAACUCUCCCCAGACCAGCGCCGUGUGUUUGAGUACGUUCGCUCUCUGCUUCUCAACCCCCGUGACCGACGCACUUCUAGAAUCAUAUUUCUGGACGGUCCCGGGGGUUAUGGGAAGACCUCUCUGAUUCGUGUCAUCCUUGCGUAUGUCCGUGGUUGUCGACAGGUUGCACUCGCCGUGGCUAGCUCAGGGAUUGCUGCAAGGAACAUGGAUGGAGGAACAACAGCACAUAGCAUGUUCCGACUCCCUCUAGACCUAGGUCACGGCACAGUUGUGUGGAACAUCACCAACGGGUCCCAGCGAGCAGAACUCAUCAGAGCAGCACAGCUCAUUGUGUUUGAUGAGGCCCCGAUGGCACACCGCUACAUCUUCGAGAUGAUCGACAGAUCCCUCCGGGAUCUCAUGAAUAGUAGUGUGCCAUUCGGGAAUAAGAUCUUCAUCUGCUCCGGGGACUUCCGUCAGAUUGCGCCCGUCGUUGAGAAGGCUCGCACACCAGCUGAUGUCGCGUGCGUGUCACUUCGGGCGUCACAUCUGUGGCGACUGUUCACACUAUUUUCCCUGACGACACCCCAGAGAACUAGUGGUUCCAUUGACUACUCCAACUUCCUCCUUGGAGUAGGCAAUGGAACAAUAAAUCCUUUACUUUUUGGAGAAGGCCGCGAGAGAGAGUCUCUCAUUCCCCUCACUGGGGUGAGAUGCCUCACUUCUCUCGCGGACUUAAUAACGGAUGUGUUUCCUCCUGGUGUUCUGCGAGAUCCUGAUCUUUGUGCGAGACGGGCAAUACUCUCAACUCUGAAUGUGAACGUCAAGGAGAUCAACGGUCGCAUCCUAGACCUCAUGGACGGGCGCAUUCAUGAGUUGAGAAGCGCGGACACCGUGGACAGAGAAGACGACGACGGGCUGGAUGUGGACGUAAAUCUCCUCAACCAGGCCACUGGCAAAGGAGUGCCAGAUCACGUCCUGCGUCUCAAGGUCGGCUCCGUAUGCUUAAUCAUGAGAAACUUAAAUAUCGGUGAUGGACUCGUGAACGGCACCAAAGUCAUUGUGACGGCGAUCAGCAGCCGACUGAUCACCGUCAGACUUAUCGGCAACACGCAACCUAUCGGAAUUCCCCGGAUUACGUUCAGGUUCGCGUUUGCCGAAGGAUCGCCGCUCCGGGUUUGUCGCCGUCAGUUCCCCCUCAUGUUGGCGUACUGCAUGACUGGUCACAAGAGCCAAGGCCAGACAAUUGAGUACGUCGGAGUCGACCUGAGAACGGACUGCUUCACUCAUGGCCAGCUCUACGUCCUGUUGAGCAGAGUGAGACGUCCAGACGACAUCGUCGUUCUUGUACCAGACGACAGAAUAGUAGAAGGAGUCGCCUAUGCAAAGAAUAUUGUAUAUGACGAGCUCCUUCUAAACACUGAUUAA
Molecule: messenger RNA, 5721 nt
Organism: Homalodisca vitripennis (glassy-winged sharpshooter)
Lineage: Eukaryota; Metazoa; Arthropoda; Insecta; Hemiptera; Cicadellidae
Exons: 6
Coding region: 1-5721 (1906 amino acids)
Biological process (GO): telomere maintenance; DNA repair
Molecular function (GO): DNA helicase activity
Source: RefSeq, a predicted model, not a curated record